Messenger RNA from Asterias rubens (European starfish), 2121 nucleotides. RefSeq lists its product as uncharacterized. The coding region runs from base 365 to 2050 and encodes 561 amino acids. The record is from RefSeq and is a predicted model, not a curated record. Gene Ontology annotation, molecular function: protein binding. The transcript has 6 exons. NCBI's taxonomy places the organism in Eukaryota, Metazoa, Echinodermata, Asteroidea, Forcipulatida, Asteriidae.
UGAGCCAAUAGAAAACCGGGGUAAAGGUUGCCCCCCUAAAGCUUGAGAUAAGCUUUGUUUAUAGUCAGAAUAAACCAUGAAGAUAAACAAACGUAGCGGUACAACCUUUCAGGAAGAGUUGUUUAUUUCACUUUGCAAUAGGAGGAAGAAGUGAAAACUAUCGUUGUGACUUGGGGGUUAAAUCUAGGAUCACCCUAAUCUCAAGGGCACCACAAACAUCCAUUAUUCCAAACAUCGAGGGGACCCAAGUCCGGUUCAGUUACAUUGCUGGUAUGGGGAGUGUGAGCUGCUAAACAGACAGACACAGGAUCGCCGUGAAGAAAGUGGUAAACUACAUUCGUUUUCGCCGUCUUAUUGAACCGAAAUGGCCAAAUCCAAAGACAACUGUGGUAGUCUGUUCAUCAGCACUUUGACAGUUACUUUGUUGGUAGCUGUCAUCAUCAUCUCAUCAGCAGCCGUCUCUGAGGCCGAUUCUCUCGCCGGUCAUAGUAAGUCUUCGCGCCAUGAGCGAUCACCACAAUGGGAUGAGAACCUUCGCGGCUACAUGGAUCGCAUGACGAGACGCCAUCCUGUUUCGCCUGAACUCUCACGUGGCAGACCAACGGUGAGACGCAUACCAACACCCCAGAGGAAACCCAGUCAACCUCGCCCUAUUGGUGAUACUAGAGGGCCAAGCUGUACCUGUGAUGAGGGCAGACUGACCCGGAUGGACGAGCAGAUCGCCAACCUGCUGGAGAAGACAGAGGAGCUGACUUCACAGACCGCGGAAAGCCGAAACAACAUUGCUUCGUUGAUGGCCAACAAUCGCCAGCUGAGGUCCCAGAUGUCGCGCAUAGAGCGUGAAAAACAGAGACAGGAACAAGAAAUCUACAACCUUCAGUGUAGUGCGUCGUCUCUGACGCAAAACAAUGAUCAACUAAGAGCAGAAAACGAACGCCUCGUGGCUGAGCUACUCCAGGCCUCAGCGGUUGACGACAAUGGAGAAAGCGCAGACGAGGUGGUCGGCACUCUUGGAUCAUCGUUACGAGAACUGAACGAUCUGGUUGGUAAUCGAGAGGCAGAGUUGGUCGAGCUUGGAAUCCCUGUAUCUGUGGGAAGACCCCAGCAAAGAGAACCAGAAGGAAGAAGACCGGAAUCUCGACUGGACCCUGAUGCCGAGAACUUUGCAUCAUCACUUCUGGUCGUCAACUCAGAGAUCAAGGACAUGACAAGAAAGGUUGAACUCUUAGAAAGAAGAGUAGCCGAGCAGCAGAGGGAGGUCCCCCAGGAUGAAACGGCUCGACCAGUCUUCCGUCAGGUUCCUCCUCACCAGCGAGAAUCAGAUCCUGUGUCAGAGAAGAUCGCACAACUGGAACGUCUCGUCCUGGUUGCUCUUGGAUCCCAGCCAAGGGAUGCAGCUAGCGGGCGCCUAGCAUCUCGUAGAGAGGGGGUUCCUGACCAGACCCUACCGCUAACAGCUGGUGGUAGAGCGACGUCCAGGCUAGAGGCUCCUGCGGCAGCCAGAGAACAACGUCCUUCUUUCAAAGUUGGCGAUGAAGUGGAGUCGCCGAGGGCCGAAAGGUUGGCCAUGGCAGACACAAUGAGUGAUGAAGAUCUAGAUGCGAUGGCCAAUGUAGUCGAGAGCGUGCAAAACAAGAGUCCGCGAAAAUGCGCUUUCUCCGUUGCCAGCACAGGAGUCACCCUGGGUAACGAUGAUAACCCUUCGCCCAUCGAGUUUGACCACGUGUUUGUCAACAAGGGUUCAGACUUCAAAGUGAAUCAGAACCGAUUCGUGUGUGAGCACGCUGGCUUUUACUUCAUCACCUUCACAGUUCGUUCCUACGAUGGUAAAUACUUGGGCGUAACCCUCAUGAAAAACGAUGAACCUCAGACGGCCAUCUACUCCGACGCGAGUGACCGCAAUGUUAUGCAGUCCCAGAGUGUGGUUGUUCAUCUUGAAUCCGGAGACAGAUUGUGGCUUAGGCUUGCUCCAUCUAAAAGGCAUGCGGUCCACAGUGGAACUCAACGCUACGUCACUUUCAGUGGAUUCCUUGUUUACAAGGGCUUCUAAUGGGUCAUUCUCCUUACUACUGUUAAAGGCAGUGGACACUAUUGGUAAUUACUCAAAAUAAUUAUUAGCAU